Ostertagia ostertagi is the source of this 1860-nucleotide messenger RNA. Lineage: Eukaryota; Metazoa; Nematoda; Chromadorea; Rhabditida; Trichostrongylidae. The record is from the annotation of a GenBank genome assembly.
AUGUCAAAAGUGGCAAAAAAGCAUAUCGAUGCUCAAGCUCAAGCACGAGCUCGACGCGUUCCAAGCGUGGCAAUGCAGCAGCAGCAACCUGGACAGCCAUUCGAUCCGAUGUACCAGGGUGUUCCGAUGGGGGUGAACAACGUUCCCGGCCAAACACAACCGUUGAUGCGUUAUCCGCAAAGCGCGAUGGCGUCGCCUUCCUAUCCGAUGCCUGCCAACGCUCGACCUCCUGGUAUGAUGCCGUCGCCGGGAUAUCCCCAAAUGUAUCGCGCUGGUGCUCCAAUCCUUUACGGACAAGUACAACAACCCGCUCAACAUCAGCAGGUGGUCUCGUACCCGAACCCGAAUGCACCGCCUGAUGGACGGUACAACGUCCCGUAUGCGCCCGACGGAAUGCCCCCUGUGAUACUGCCGAAGGAGGUGAUUAUGCGACCAUUUGGCCUUGAGCAUAACAUGAACCACCACACCUUUACUUUCAAUCUCCGACCGGAAAUCAUACAACAGUUGCAAUCGCCUUUCAUUGACAUUCAACUGAAAAGUUUCCAUAAAGACGACAAGAAAAUGGCAACUCAGUGGCCGCCAAAGCAAGCGCCAAACGGUCAAUCAGUUCCUGGAACGAUUCCUGAGUGUAGUAUUCAGGUGUUAAUCAAUGGUCAAUUGCUGCCGAUUCCUGAUCUCAGCCGGUCGCUGUUCAUCAAGCAAGUCGCAGUGCCCGGACCGAAUACAAUCGAAUUCAAUGUGAACCAGUGUGUUUGCUCACAUUCGUUCAUCAUGCAGUUGGUUGUACGGCAACCCUUAGCGAAAGUCACCCAGGACAUUUUCUCACGUACCCAAGGAUGCACACCGGAAUUGUGCCGCGAAAAGCUGUUGAAAUUCGCGCCACCUUCUGGUCUACGACUACCGCUGGUGUGUGACCUGACGCAUCGAAGAAUGUCGAUUCCGGCUCGAUCCACACGCUGUGCUCAUGCGGCGUGCUUCGAUUUGGAGCCGUUCAUCAUGCAGCAGAACGAGAACUCCCUCUACGAGACCAUCUUCCAAUUGAGUGAGAUCGAAAUCGACUACUUCGUGGGCAAGAUGCUCCGAGAGACGACAGGUUCUCAAUCGGCUGAGAUGAUUCUGGAACCAAACGGCGAAUAUCGACCAAUUGAAGCCGAGCUGAACGGUCGAAAGCGCUCAAAUGAUGAGAACGGGCCCGUUCAUCCGAUCAAGAGGAUAAAGAGCGAGCCAUUCCCGGUGACGAAUGUGCCUCAACCGGUGAUGUCACCGUUCCCACCUCCACCGGGUUCCGCUCCCAUGGGAACCGCGCCGCCGUCAAUGAUGAGCCCUUUUGCUGCUAGUCAAAGCCCGUCUAAGGCGGUUUCCUCUCCGGCUGGCGCCCGUUUUGCUGGUGGUCCCGGCACACCUUCUACGCCGCAUGCUGCGCAGAAUCCUGCGUCCGUUGGCACGGCGCCAACUGCCGUCUCACAAUCGGAGCCGCUUCACAGCACCAGCCCGCAUCAAACGCAGAUUCAACAACAUGGCAGCGUCGAAGCGCCAUCAUUAACUGGGUCUGCUCCAUACACGCCAGCGUCAGUGAAUUCAGGCGUAGCCUUGCCAGCUGUGAAUCCUGCCGAUCACCCCUUCGGCAAUAUUCAUAAUUUAUCUGUGUCGAAUCUUGACAUUGAAAUCGAUGGCAAAAGCCUGUUUGGCUCGACCCUGAUGACUGCUGACGACAUCAAGAAGUACUUGAACGAUAGCGACACAGUGUUCUCAGCAUUCGACGACCUCACCUGCACGAAUGAUCCUCCACCAAUCGUCGGUUUCCCGCAUUGUUGGGAAGACAUCCAAUCGAUCAUCGCCGCUGAUGAAAAGCGAGGGUGA